Molecule: messenger RNA, 863 nt
Organism: Candidula unifasciata
Lineage: Eukaryota; Metazoa; Mollusca; Gastropoda; Stylommatophora; Geomitridae
Source: the annotation of a GenBank genome assembly
AUGAAGAAAAUGGCACUAAAUUCACACUGCCCGGAUAAUAGACGGGAGGAAAACACAGUAGAGAGUUUAGCUGAAGUUUUCCGAUGUUUCAUCUGUAUGGAGAAGUUGCGUGAUGCACGGCUGUGUCCUCAUUGUUCAAAGCUGUGCUGUUUCCCCUGUAUAAGGAGAUGGCUAACAGAGCAAAGAUCGCAGUGUCCUCACUGCAGAGCCUCCUUGCAUAUUCAUGAACUGGUGAACUGUCGUUGGGCCGAGGAAGUCACACAGCAGCUAGACACUCUUCAGCAUUCUACACCACUGGCCAGAGGAGAUAGAGACUCCAGUAGCUGGAAGGAAAUAUGCAGUGAACAUCAAGAGAAGCUGAGUGUUUUCUGCUGGACCUGUAAACAGUGCAUUUGUCAUCAGUGUGCCCUCUGGGGAGGAACACACUCAGGGCACACAUUCAAACCAUUGGAAGGAAUUUAUGAAGAACAUAAAUCUAAGAUAUCCUCAGAACUAAGCCAGCUCAAGUCCCGUCACAUUGAACUGAUCUGUCUGGUUCAAGAUGUGGAACGUAAUAUUGAGAGUGUAAAAAAUGCUAAAGAUGAGCGUGUGAGAGAAAUUCGGAAUGCAGUCGAAUUAAUGAUAGCAAGACUUGAGGCCCAGCUAAAGAGCAAACUUUUAACUCUUAUUGGUCAAAGAAAUCAGCUAACUCAAGAGGUCAGUGUAUGGGAGCUGGCAAUUGAAAAGGUGGAGUCAGAACUGAGAGAUUCUGGGAAGGCAGAGCUUGUAAUGAGAAGCAAAGACUUGCUGGAAUUAUUCAGGCAGGCUCAUCGUCAGUCAACUUCAUCAUUUGUGACAACACCAGUGCCCGCUGACUUCACAAG